Molecule: messenger RNA, 1573 nt
Organism: Ostrinia furnacalis (Asian corn borer)
Lineage: Eukaryota; Metazoa; Arthropoda; Insecta; Lepidoptera; Crambidae
Product: armadillo segment polarity protein
Exons: 7
Coding region: 62-1558 (498 amino acids)
Biological process (GO): cell adhesion
Molecular function (GO): cadherin binding
Source: RefSeq, a predicted model, not a curated record
UAUACCAGAGUUGAUCAAGCUCCUGAACGAUGAAGACCAAGUAGUCGUCUCCCAAGCCGCGAUGAUGGUCCACCAGCUGUCCAAGAAGGAAGCCUCCCGCCACGCCAUCAUGAACUCGCCAGAAAUGGUCGCCGCCUUGGUCCGAGCUAUCUCAUACAGCAACGACCUAGAGACCACCAAGGGAGCAGUGGGAACCCUGCACAACUUGUCGCACCAUCGCCAGGGGUUGUUGGCUAUAUUCAAGAGCGGUGGAAUCCCAGCUUUGGUCAAGCUGCUUAGUUCGCCAGUAGAGUCCGUUCUCUUCUACGCUAUAACGACUCUCCACAACCUCCUUCUUCAUCAAGACGGAUCCAAGAUGGCCGUGCGUUUAGCUGGAGGUCUGCAAAAGAUGGUGGCUCUGCUCCAAAGGAACAAUGUCAAGUUCCUGGCUAUCGUGACUGAUUGCCUCCAGAUCCUGGCCUAUGGGAACCAGGAGUCGAAGCUGAUUAUCCUGGCGUCUCAAGGGCCUAUUGAACUCGUGCGCAUCAUGCGCUCUUAUGACUAUGAGAAGUUGCUGUGGACCACCUCUCGGGUGUUGAAGGUCCUCUCAGUCUGCUCUAGCAACAAACCGGCUAUCGUAGAAGCGGGCGGCAUGCAGGCCCUCGCGAUGCACCUCGGCAACCCUAGCGGACGCCUCGUGCAGAACUGCCUCUGGACUUUGAGGAACCUUUCCGAUGCUGCUACUAAGCAGGUGGAAGGCUUGGAGGGCCUGCUGCAGAGCCUGGUGCAAGUCCUGGCGUCGACUGACGUGAACAUCGUCACUUGCGCCGCUGGCAUCCUGUCCAACUUGACUUGCAACAACCAGCGCAAUAAGGUGACAGUCUGCCAAGCCGGCGGCGUGGACGCUCUGGUCCGUACUGUAGUCUCGGCAGGAGACCGCGAGGAGAUCACCGAGCCGGCUGUGUGCGCGUUACGUCAUCUUACUUCGAGACACAUGGAAAGUGAGAUGGCUCAGAACGCUGUGAGAGCGCACUAUGGACUGCCGGUGAUAGUGAAGCUCCUGCAGCCGCCGUCCCGCUGGCCGCUGGUCAAGGCAGUGGUGGGCCUGGUCCGCAACCUGGCGCUCUGCUCCGCCAACUACGCGCCGCUCCGCGAGCACGGCGCCGUGCACCACCUCGUGCGGCUGCUGAUGCGCGCCUUCAACGACACGCAGCGGCAACGCUCAUCGGUAUCCGGCGGCGGCGGCCCAGGCGGCGCUUACGCAGACGGCGUACGAAUGGAGGAGAUUGUGGAGGGAGCCGUGGGUGCACUGCACAUCCUGGCUCGAGACAGCGUCAACAAGCAGCUCAUACGCCAGCAGAAUGUCAUACCGAUAUUCGUGCAGCUGCUGUUCAAUGAGAUUGAGAAUAUACAGCGCGUGGCAGCCGGAGUUCUUUGCGAGCUGGCCGUGGACAAGGAAGGCGCUGAAAUGAUAGAAGCAGAGGGCGCUACCGCUCCGCUGACAGAGUUGCUGCAUUCGCGUAACGAAGGUAAACGAACAUUAUUUAUUUCAGACUACAUUUCUUUAUUAAUUAUUUGAGAAUUUUCAUUCAAA